This is a messenger RNA of Rangifer tarandus platyrhynchus (Svalbard reindeer), 300 nucleotides long. The record is from the annotation of a GenBank genome assembly. Lineage: Eukaryota; Metazoa; Chordata; Mammalia; Artiodactyla; Cervidae.
AUGUGUCUCUUCCGGGCAGGGACUGUGUCCACACUAACAAGCCUUGAGUGCAGCUUCAGCCCCUCCUCAAAUAGACGAUGUGAUGGAGCCCCCGACACAGGUCAGGAGCGAGUUCUGUGUGUCCUGAGGAGGAACUCUAGCAGCCUCACUGACCUUACCUCUCUCUCCACCCUGGUCUUUCAGGACCAUCACCUGUCACAGGAGAUGAGUUCUUUCUGGCAGGAGGUAUUCCUGCUGGCAGCCGGCUCCCAGAAGCUGAGGAGGGGUAGGAGAAGGCGUGGAGACAGGGGACUUUCUUAG